AUGUACAGGAGACACGAUCCAUUAGCACCAGAGCCCCUAGACUUCCACAAGACCUCCAUCGAGUUCGACCCAACCUGCGACCUAGUCGUCGUGUUUCCAGUACCGUUACAAGUUGAAGAAUCAGCCUUACGCACCUUGGGUCGAAUCGGAGAGUACUGUAUGCUCACCAGAGGGAAAGCGCGGAAAAUGAUACCAGAAAAAGAGGAGUUGGAACAAGGGCUGGUCCCAGAGGAAGAAAUACCAACAAGUUCUUCGAGAAGUACCAUUUCACAUGAUCUCACUUCUACUACCACUACCCCAGAUCCGCUAAAUGAAUUAUCGCAGCAGUUGUCACAAUUGUUAGCCAUUAUGACGAUGCAACAAAAGGAACAAAAUGCAUUAAGAGAAGAACUGGCUACGAUGAAAGCUGACCGACAGAACCAACAGAUACUCACAUCGAAAGGGGCAAGUUUGAUCGAAGUCGAAGAAAACAAGCCGUGUUUGGAGCCAAAACUUACCAACAACGAACGAACAGGAAGAACCAGGUGUGCGGAUCCGCCUACCUUCAGUGGAGAACGAGGAGAAUUGGACAACUUCCUUGCAGCAUGUCACAUGAACUUCGAAUUCAAAGGGGCAGAGUACGCCACCGAUCGCAGAAAGAUCCUGUUCAUGUACGGGUAUCUUCGAGGCACCCCUCAAAUGCUUAUAACCCCGGCCAUAACCAAUCCAAUGGUAGUGGUAAAUAACACCGAUCCUCGAACCAAAUCGGACUGA
Molecule: messenger RNA, 753 nt
Organism: Tremella mesenterica DSM 1558
Lineage: Eukaryota; Fungi; Basidiomycota; Tremellomycetes; Tremellales; Tremellaceae
Exons: 3
Coding region: 1-753 (250 amino acids)
Source: RefSeq, a predicted model, not a curated record